CUCGCUGUUGUUUGGCCCUCGGCGCGCGCCGUCGCGGCCCCGUGCGUUGCCAUGGAGCCCCGCGAGCGCUGCGGGCGGGCCGAGACUCGGGGCCGCGGGGACCCUUGCGCCAUGUCUUUCCGCGAUCUCCGCAACUUUACGGAGAUGAUGAGAGCCUUGGGAUAUCCUCGACAUAUUUCUAUGGAAAACUUUCGUACACCGAAUUUUGGGCUUGUCUCUGAAGUGCUGCUCUGGCUUGUCAGAAGGUAUGAACCACAGACUGAUAUCCCUUCUGAUGUUGAGACGGAACAAGACCGGGUUUUCUUCAUUAAGGCAGUUGCUCAGUUUAUGGCCACCAAGGCACAUAUCAAACUCAAUACUAAGAAACUUUAUCAAGCUGAUGGCUACGCAGUGAAAGAGCUUCUGAAAGUCACCUCUGUCCUUUACAAUGCCAUGAAGAGCAAAGGGGUACAGGGCUCUGAACUAGGAGAGGAAGACAUCAGCAAAUUCAAGUUUGAUCUGGGCUCAAAGAUUGCAGAUUUGAAAGCAGCUCGGCAGCUGGCUUCUGAAAUCACGUCCAAAGGAGCCUCUCUGUACGACCUCCUGGGCAAGGAGGUUGAGCUGAGGGAACUGAGAACAGAAGCAAUUGCUAGACCUCUAGAAAUAAACGAGACUGAAAAAGUGAUGAGAAUUGCAAUAAAAGAUAUUUUGGCACAGGUGCAGAAGACGAAAGACCUGCUCAAUAAUGUGGCCUCGGAUGAAGCUAACUUAGAAGCCAAAAUUGAAAAGAGAAAAUUAGAACUAGAGAGAAAUCGGAAGCGGCUCCAGACCCUGCAGAGCGUCAGGCCAGCCUUCAUGGAUGAAUAUGAGAAGAUUGAGGAGGAAUUGCAGAAACAGUAUGACAUUUAUCUGGAGAAGUUUCGCAAUUUGACUUACCUGGAACAGCAGCUUGAGGACCAUCACAGGCUGGAGCAGGAGAGGUUUGAGGAAGCUGAAAACACACUCCGCUUGAUGCAGAACAAGCUAAAGGAAGAGGAGAAGCGGCUACUCAAGAGUGGCAGUAAUGAUGACUCAGACAUCGACAUCCAGGAGAACGACGAGUCUGACAGUGAACUGGAAGAGAGGCGGCUGUCCAAGCCACGAACGGCCAUGGAGAUGCUCAUACAAGGAAGACCGAGCAAGCGCAUCGUGGGCACAAUGCAAGGUGGAGACUCAGAUGAUGAUGCGGGAGCAGCGCCGGCUCUCUUAGGUAAACCCAAGGCUUCCAGCUCCAGCAAGAAGGAAGACUCGGAGGACAGUGAAAUGGACAUGGAAGAUGAAGAAGAUGAUGACGAUGAUUUGGAAGAUGAGAGCAUUGCUCUCACACCAGCUAAGCCCAGUCGAAGGGUCCGGAAACCCGAGCCCCUGGAUGAGAGUGACAAUGACUUCUGACUUUCCCAAGGGACCUAGGCAGAUUUAAACCUCAGAUCUGUAGGUAAAAGGGACCCACAGAAGAUUAGGAAGGAAGUAUUUGUUCACAGAGCCAGCUGGACUCAAUGAAGCAAUACCUGUUUCCGCUUUAGCAUCCUGCGUGUUACUGCACAAAGCUUAAAUAAGAACUGAAGCACGCCCCAAAGAACUGGGGGUGCAGGUGGGUGGGAGGACUUUGUUGGGGACUGGGGUCUUCGUAGUGAUUCACAUCUGCACAGGAAAAACCUGAAGGGGUCUUCCGGCAGCCAUGUACUGGUUUGCUCUGAGAGGAGGGUGCAGCGGGACGGACCGCCAGGCAGCCAGCCAGGGUUGCUGGAGUGCAGGCCCACGGCUGGCUGCUGGUCAGGUGCGUUCUGCUGUAACGUGGACUGUGUGUUCGCCUCCGGCUUUAGCCUUUCUGAAUCCUAUUUCCUUUUACUCCAUAUGUUUUGCAAUACCAAACUUAAUGUAUUUUAUUAACAAAUGUCCUAAAAGAAGUUUCGCUACGUUGGAUAAAAACCAGCUGGCAGCAGAGGAUGGUCGGGAAGGCUCCUUUUCUCUCCAAAGACUGACAUCCCGUAGGAAGGAGUAUACUGAGGAGAAUGUGUCAGUGUGGCUUUGUGUAUCUGAGUUUUUAAAUUGAAGUCAGAAUUUCAUUGAGCCAGGAGUCAUUGGGAUCCCCAUGGCAGUGAGAAGUAGUGUGGAGCAUACAUAUGUUUUCUUUAUUUCACAAGGACAAAAUCAAGAAUCCUGAGGUCCCUUACCCCUUAAUAUAUGUAGUUUAUAUGAUAGUUUUAUUUUAUUAAAUAAGUUUUAUUGGAAAGUAUCAUUUUAUUUGCACCUAUAACAUAUGAUCAUCCAAGAAAGUC
Sorex araneus (European shrew) is the source of this 2297-nucleotide messenger RNA. It is a transcript of the gene IFT38, whose product is annotated as clusterin associated protein 1. The record is from RefSeq and is a predicted model, not a curated record. Gene Ontology annotation, biological process: cilium assembly. Gene Ontology annotation, cellular component: intraciliary transport particle B; cilium; centrosome. The transcript has 13 exons. The coding region runs from base 52 to 1410 and encodes 452 amino acids. Lineage: Eukaryota; Metazoa; Chordata; Mammalia; Eulipotyphla; Soricidae.